Ostreococcus tauri is the source of this 429-nucleotide messenger RNA. RefSeq names its product Signal transduction response regulator, receiver domain. NCBI's taxonomy places the organism in Eukaryota, Viridiplantae, Chlorophyta, Mamiellophyceae, Mamiellales, Bathycoccaceae. The coding region runs from base 1 to 429 and encodes 142 amino acids. The record is from RefSeq and is a predicted model, not a curated record. The transcript has a single exon.
AUGGAGGACGGCACGACGGCGAGGACGAAUGGGACGGCGGCGGGGGUUGAGGGAAAGGUAUCGUCGAAACCGUGCGUUCGCGUGCUCGCGUUCGAGGACGUGUACGACGUGGCGGAGAUCUUAGAGCGAGGCGGCGUGGACGCGUCGACGGUUCGCGUGGAGCAGCGAUGGACGAGCGACGCGUGCGUGGAGAUUAUCGGUGCGUAUAAACCGGACGUGCUAUUGUUGGAUUACUAUAUGCCACCACACACGGGGUUGACGGUGAUACGGAUGAUGAAUGAAGCGGUGCAGAGCGGGAAGAUUGAGCGGCCGAAGUACGUAAUCGGGAUGUCGAGCGAGUCAUCUUGCAACGCCGCAAUGUCGCGCGAGGGCGCGGAUCACUCGUGCGUCAAGUGGGACAUCCCGCUGUGGAGCGGAUGGAGGGAAUGA